UGGCUCCAGUCUGAGCUGCUGGACAGGCACAGAACUGUCAUGGCACUCUGGGGGAUUCUCCUCUGUACCUUGGUAGCUUUGCUGCUCGGUGGGUUUUACCUCCUGGGCGUGUUUCGGAGACGGAGACCUGAUGAGCCACCUCUGGACAAAGGUACAAUUCCCUGGCUGGGUUACAUGCUGGAUUUCAGAAAGAAUAGUUCAGAGUUUGUCAAAAGGAUGCAGAGAAAACACGGGGAUAUUUUCACGGUGCUGAUCGGAGGCUAUUACUUUACCUUCGUGAUGGAUCCCUUCUGCUUCCCAGCCAUUGUGAAGGAAUCACGAACUAAGCUAGACUUCAGAACUUUUGCAUCCAGACUGGUCCUACAGGUUUUUGGCUACAAGCCCAUUGAAGCCAACCAUGCCAUAAUUCAGGAAAGCAGCAGAAAGCAUCUGAUGGGAGAUGGACUCACUGUCAUGACACAAGCCACCAUGGAAAACUUUCAGAAGCUGAUGUUUUUCAACCUGGGCUCAGGAGAGGAGAAGCGAGUCUGGCAAGAGGACAGCCUCUUCCACUACUGCUACAACGUGGUCUUCAGAGCUGGGUACCUGGCUCUGUUUGGCACUGAGCCACACCAGGGUGCAGAUAACAAGGAGAAAGCCCACGAGCAAGAUCGCAUCCUCUCCGACCAGGUGUUCCACGAGUUUCGCAAGUACGACCGCCUCUUCCCACGCCUGGCCUACGCAGUUCUGCCUCCCAAGGACCAGAAGGAAGCUGAACGGCUGAAAACGUUCUUCUGGAGCAUGGUGUCCGUGAAGAAGACCUGGCAGAAGGACAAUAUCAGUGGGUGGAUAAGAGAUCAAAACCAACUUCUGGCAGAGAACGGUGUCCCUGAGUACAUGAGGGAUCGUUUCAUGUUUAUGCUCCUCUGGGCAUCCCAAGGCAAUACAGGCCCAACUACCUUCUGGCUCCUCUUUUAUCUAAUGAAGAAUCCAGAAGCUAUGGAGGCUGUGAAGGGGGAGGUAGAUAGAGUCUUAAGGGAGAAUGGACAGGAAGCAAAGCCAGGGUGCCCACCGGUUAACAUCACUAGGGAUAUGCUGAACCAGACUCCUCUUCUGGACAGCGCUCUGGAGGAGACCCUGAGGCUGGUUGCAGCCCCAAUUCUGGUCAGAGCUGUCCUCCAGGACACCAGCCUGAAGACGAGCAGCGGGACGGAGUACACCCUCCGCAGAGGAGACAGGGUGGCUCUGUUCCCGCACGUCUCCGUGCAGAUGGACCCGGGAAUUCACCCCGAGCCUCACAAGUUCAAGUACAACCGCUUCAUCAACCCAGACGGCACCAAGAAAGAUUUCUACAGAGACGGCAAGAGGCUGAAAUACUUCAACAUGCCUUGGGGGGCAGGAGUGUCCAUCUGCCCCGGCCGCUUCUUUGCUACCACGGAAAUGAAGCUCUUUGUGUUCUUGAUGCUGAGUUACUACGAGCUGGAGCUGGUGGACGGGGAAGAGGAGAUCCCCGCCAUAGACGCCAGCCGCUGGGGAGUGGGCACGAUGCAGCCCGUUCGGGACGUUCGCUUCAGAUACCGCCUGCGCUUCUGA
Messenger RNA from Colius striatus (speckled mousebird), 1572 nucleotides. Its product is annotated as 5-beta-cholestane-3-alpha,7-alpha-diol 12-alpha-hydroxylase. Gene Ontology annotation, molecular function: heme binding; iron ion binding; sterol 12-alpha-hydroxylase activity. The transcript has a single exon. The record is from RefSeq and is a predicted model, not a curated record. Bases 40 to 1572 code for a protein of 510 amino acids. Lineage: Eukaryota; Metazoa; Chordata; Aves; Coliiformes; Coliidae.